ACAGGUGAGAAUGUGUUUUAUGAUAUAUAUGCCGCCUUCGACCUGCAAUCUGAUCUCCAGUGGCAGCAGGAGGCGGAGAGUUCUGUGGCCGGCGGCAGCGUCUCUUCCCCCGGGCAGGAACAUAGCUUUACCUCACUGCUGCGCCGGUCCCCGCUGAUCCAGAUGGGGCCGGCCAAAGACACAGUGGUGAUCGGGAGGAUCUUCCACGUAGUCCAGGACGACCUGUACGUCGAUUUCGGCGGAAAGUUCCAUUGCCGGUGGCCGGCGGACGGAGAGGAGCUAUUGCGGGGCAGCAGAGUCCGUCUGCGGCUGCAGGAUCUGGAGCUCAUUGCCUGCUUCCUGGGAGCCAAAACCGACACCAAGCAGCUGGAGGCCCAGGCCAUACUGCUUGGCCCGCUGGAGGGAAGGGAAGCCCGGGAGAACCAGCACCAGGAUUGAGCGGAUCGGAAUGUC
Sander lucioperca (pikeperch) is the source of this 453-nucleotide messenger RNA. RefSeq names its product 28S ribosomal protein S28, mitochondrial-like. Lineage: Eukaryota; Metazoa; Chordata; Actinopteri; Perciformes; Percidae. The transcript has a single exon. The annotation marks the transcript as partial. The record is from RefSeq and is a predicted model, not a curated record. Gene Ontology annotation, cellular component: mitochondrial small ribosomal subunit.